Molecule: messenger RNA, 225 nt
Organism: Miscanthus lutarioriparius
Lineage: Eukaryota; Viridiplantae; Streptophyta; Magnoliopsida; Poales; Poaceae
Source: the annotation of a GenBank genome assembly
AUGGUGCGCUACGAGGGCCGGUACGUGGUGGACACGGUGUUUGACGGCAGCAAGCUGGGGAUUGAGACGCAGGCCGUCCAGAUCACCCCCGCCGUGUUCGACGGCAGCAAGCUGGGGAUCAAGCCGUACGCCGUCGAGAUCACCCCCGCCGGCGACCUCCUCGUGCUCGAAUCCAUCAACAGCAACAUCUACAGGGUCCAGCUAGCUGCUGCUGUCACCAUGUGA